GCAUGAUUGUGCCUGAGGUUCUUCAAGAGGAUAAUUAUGAAAGAAGGUGUAUUUUUAUGCGACACUAUUUAGUGGUUCAAGACCUUUGGAUGUGGUUAUAUCAAGCAAGAUGCCUCACGUUCAUGGAGAAGACCCAAAGGAGUGGAUUAAAAGGAAUGCUUUAGCUCUGCAUGCAAUUAAGAUUUCAUGUGGAGCAGAAAAGUUUGAUCGGAUUAAGAAGAAGAAUUCAGCCAAAGAUGCGUGGAAUGCAUUGGCUAAUUUGCAUAAACAGCCAAAUGAAAACGGGAACAAUGAUAGAGGAAUCAGGAUUGAAAGGAAACAAGCUGUGACAUUGCUCAAGGACAUAAAAAGGGGGGAUUCUGAUGCUGUAAAGAAACUCUUUGAAACACAUCCUCCGUAUUCUGCAGCAUUAGAAAACGGUUCCACUGCCCUUCAUGUUGCAAUUACUACUGGCAAGAUAAACCUGGCUAAGAAACUGAUUUCGGUGAUGUCAAAAGAAGAGUUGGAAACACAAGAUAAGAGUGGUGAGACAGUUCUUUCCUUGGCUGCUCGUAAGGGAAGUAGAGAGAUCGUAGAAUGUUUGGUUGGAAAGAACAAAAAAUUGCUUGAAAUCCCAGAUUGCGAGAAGAAUAUCCCACUUGUACUGGCAUGUGCCACACACCAUCAGUCUUUGACUCGUUAUCUUUAUUCAGUGACACCUGAAGAAUUUCUAGAUCCAGGAAAUGGCGACGACCAUGGAUUCUUCUUCCUCAAAGAGUGUAUAAGGAAUCAUAUGUUCGAUAUUGGACUCGAUCUGCUGCGCAAAUUUCCAGAUUUGACUUUUCACAAAAGCUCUUUGGAACCAACCCCUGUUAUUUCAGUGUUGGUCGAAGUACUAUCAUCAUUGUUUGGUGGGAACAAGCUUCUUUUACUUUGUGAGUAUGCUUCUCUUUUCUCUUAAUUUACAAUAUUUUCUCUUUUUUUUCAUCAGUUUCAAUAUUUUCAAUUGAAUUUCUCUGUGGAUAUAUUUUUAUUUUUACUGUAUUAUUUUCCUAUGAAAGUUUGAUAACCACUAACUUUCAAAACUCUAGUAAUUCCAUGUUUAAAGGUCUAAAAGUUCAUAUUCAAUAUAUAUAUGGCACCUGC
Rubroshorea leprosula is the source of this 1125-nucleotide messenger RNA. The record is from the annotation of a GenBank genome assembly. NCBI's taxonomy places the organism in Eukaryota, Viridiplantae, Streptophyta, Magnoliopsida, Malvales, Dipterocarpaceae.